CAAAAAUUGGAGCACAGAUUCUGUUAAAAGAUAAGAGGAUAUCUUUUGUUUUACCGAUUGACAACUAACACAACCACUUUGUUAAGAGGCAUAAAUAUGUCCGAAAUCAAGGUGCAAAAUUUUAUCGAUGGGAAAUUCGUUGGAACUGAGAAAUACCUGGACAGCUUUGACCCAUCUACGGGAGAAGUUUGGGCCAAAAUACCGGACAGUGGACAGACAGACGUGGACACAGCUGUCAAGGUCGCCAAGUCCGCUUUUGAAAAAUGGGCGAGUACUCCAGUUGCAGAAAGAUCCAAAAUCAUGAUGAAAAUUGCAGACUUGCUGGAAUCGAGGUUGGAUGAGUUUGCGGAACUUGAAUCUCGUGACCAGGGAAAACCAGUCUGGCUGGCAAAGUCGGUUGAUAUUCCUCGUGCAGUCUACAAUUUAAGAUUUUUUGCGACUUGUGCUUUGCAUGACCUCAACAGGUCGAGUCACAUGCAGGCAGUUGAUGCAUUCAACUACACAAUGAAGAUGCCAGUAGGUGUGGCGGGGCUUAUCAGUCCAUGGAACCUUCCCUUGUACCUGCUCACUUUCAAGCUCGCUCCAGCCAUGAUUACUGGCAAUACUGUGGUGGCCAAACCCAGUGAAAUGACUUCCGUUACUGCUUGGAAGCUUGCCGAAGUUUUCAACCAUGCUGGACUUCCUGCAGGCGUUGUGAACUUUGUGUUUGGAACAGGGCCAAAUGCGGGAGACGCGAUAGUGAAGCACCCUGAUGUCCCCGUUGUAUCGUUCACUGGAGGGACGGUAACGGCUGUAAAAUUGAGGAUUGCAGCCGCUCCGUACAGCAAAAAACUCUCUCUUGAGCUUGGAGGUAAGAAUCCAGGAAUCAUAUUUGAUGACGCAGAUCUCGAGAAAUGUAUUCCAACAACAAUCAGAUCAUCCUUCAUGAAUCAAGGAGAGAUAUGUUUGUGUACAAGUCGCCUCUAUGUACAGAGGGGGAUUUACCAGACAUUCCUGGACAGAUUUGUGGCAGAGGCCAAAAAGCUGGUGGUUGGUGACCCCAAAUCCCCUGAUACAUUUACGGGAGCGCUAAUCAGCAAGGAGCACCUGGCCAAGGUCAAAGGUUACGUAACCAUUGCGAGGCAGGAGGGGGCAACAAUACUGUGUGGGGAGGAGCCAUUGAAUCUGCCAGAGAGAAACAAAACUGGCUAUUUCAUGCGACCAACAGUGAUUUCGGAUGUUGGUGACUCUUCACGGCUUGUUACAGAAGAGAUUUUUGGACCAGUCGUGUGUGUGCUUCCGUUUGACACCGUCCAAGAGGUGAUAGAGAGGGCAAAUGCUGUAAAGUACGGACUGGCGGCAACAGUAUGGUCCACAAAUGUCAACACCCUACAUACAGUCUCUCAGAAGUUGCAUGCUGGCACAGUGUGGGCAAACUGCUGGAUGGUAAGGGACCUGAAUAUGCCAUUUGGAGGUAUGAAGGAAUCGGGAACGGGAAGGGAGAGCGCUAAAGAUUCCAUCGAGUUCUUCACCGAGGAGAAGACAAUCUGUGUGAAACUUAACUAAGCUGGGCACAGCUUAUGGUUUUAAGACAGUUAUUUGUAUGCAAACUUAACUUUUUUCAAGACUUUCAGGGCUUAGGAAUAGACUUAAUUAAACUGAUCUUACCCUAAAUCCUUAAACUACCCAUACUGUAGAUUUAAAUGAUCCAGUUUUAUACAAUUCACUGGCUGCUAAAAACUUACAUGUAUUACUUUUGCUAAUUGGAUUAGAUUUAAAGCUGCACUCUCACAGAUUGACUUUUCUAUUUUUUGUCUUGGAAUGAGCCAAUUUUUGCGUAAAUGUCUGGAAACCAGUGAUAUAUUAGACUGCUGACAAAAUACCACAUCGCAGGUUUCAUAUUUACGUUAAACAUGAUGUUUUAUGGCUAAUUGGCAGAUUUCCAAAGAAUUGAGAUCUGUUCUAUUAUGAUUUACCUUAUAUGACUGAAAUGAAGGCAUUGAAGCCAUAGUGAGCUGGUUUUGAGGCAAAAAUAUAUAACAAGAGAUGUUAGUGAAACAUUUAUGCCCCCUUGGGAGCCAAAUUGUUAGUAGGAUUUGGACACUUAAAUAAAACACUUAAAUAAAAUAUGGACAAUCAGAAAACCUUUUUUCAGCUUACAGUCACACUGACCUUGACCUUUGACCCACUG
This is a messenger RNA of Mya arenaria, 2170 nucleotides long. Its product is annotated as 2-aminomuconic semialdehyde dehydrogenase-like. The coding region runs from base 97 to 1545 and encodes 482 amino acids. The transcript is spliced from 10 exons. The record is from RefSeq and is a predicted model, not a curated record. Lineage: Eukaryota; Metazoa; Mollusca; Bivalvia; Myida; Myidae. Gene Ontology annotation, molecular function: oxidoreductase activity, acting on the aldehyde or oxo group of donors, NAD or NADP as acceptor.